AUGGCGGUAUCUGCAAGAGCCUCCCGUGCUCUGCUGUUCAUGCGCCAUUGCCGGCGCUCGUCCCUGCCGGUGGUCCCAACAACCAGCCGCCAUUCUUCAUCCCACGCCGCAUCAUCCGCUUCAUCGCCCUACGCACCCUCAAACUUCACCCGCGAGGCACCACCUACUCCUUCAGCGGCAUCAACGUCCAAGCCGGACAGGACGUCCUACGAUACCUUCCCAUCUCCCUCAUCUUCUUCCAUCCUCUCCUCCCUCCCCACCCCCCGACCUCUCUACGCCCAUCCGAAAUCCCGUUCCCCCCCACCAGCACCACCCGUCGAAAUCCCCGGCACCCGACUGACGGCUACCUCAUGGCUCCUCUCGCUGGUUGGCAUUUCUCCAAAACCGUCCGCGUCGUACACGCCCGCGCCCUUCCGCGUGACCAACAAUCCGUACCGCGCCCGCAAGAAGUGGCCGCCGGACUUUCGCAACCUCGACCCGAAGCAGCAGUUCCAUUUUGAGAAGACGUACAGGAGGAGGGCUGCAUUGAAGUGGGCACGCCCCCGGUGGAACAAGGCCAUCAAGUUGCUACAACAAACGUUGAUCACCGCGACACUCAUCUAUUUUGUCUUCAUUUGCGAGCCGAGUCAUGGGCAGGGCACGCCGUUUGACGGGUUUCGUAUAUGGUUCUUUGAUAAGCUGGGAAAUUUGGGGCAGUUGCCGGAAUCCACUAGAGAGGAGGCGGAUAAGUUGAGCGAGGAAGCAAAGAAAAGGAUGAAACCUCGUGUUGAAACGUCUCCUACGACUGCCUCAUCUUGA
Fonsecaea multimorphosa CBS 102226 is the source of this 798-nucleotide messenger RNA. RefSeq lists its product as uncharacterized. The transcript has 2 exons. NCBI's taxonomy places the organism in Eukaryota, Fungi, Ascomycota, Eurotiomycetes, Chaetothyriales, Herpotrichiellaceae. Bases 1 to 798 code for a protein of 265 amino acids. The record is from RefSeq and is a predicted model, not a curated record.